Molecule: messenger RNA, 1770 nt
Organism: Cryphonectria parasitica EP155
Lineage: Eukaryota; Fungi; Ascomycota; Sordariomycetes; Diaporthales; Cryphonectriaceae
Exons: 1
Coding region: 1-1770 (589 amino acids)
Source: RefSeq, a predicted model, not a curated record
AUGACAUCGUCCGUGUCAUCUUCUGGUGGCGCCAUUCCUCAAAAUGCUGCCUCGACACUCGACCACAGCUAUCCGCCCCGGCCUCUGGAGCCCCCUGUGACGAAGGGGACAUUAAGCGAGCUUGAUGUCACCAAGAUAAUACAUAAUCCCAAGUUGCGCCACGACAUUAAUUUCGAUCCAGAACUGCACUUCCGACCCAACCUGGACGGAGAGAAGGGGCGGAGGAAACAGGAAAAGGCGAAUCAGUUCUGGAACACCCUGCGCGACCAACUGAUCCUCUUUGUAGUGGACCGGGAAGCAUUCAGGCGCGAGCAUCCGGUCGGAGAAGACUGGUGCUUGCCAAUUCUGCUCAGAGCCGUGAAGGAGAUCAUACAAACUCUGGUCCCACAACGAGACCGUGACUUCCUCCACGAGGGCUUCAACGUUGAGCUGCUGAUGCAGCAGUUCGACCGGGGCAUCGCAGACCUGGAGAAGGUGGCAUCUUGGCUGUCGGGUGUUUUGAAGCUGCAUUGCGCCCCAAUGCGCGACGAGUGGGUGGAUGAGAUGUACAACGAACUCUCCAACGGCAACAGGAAUAAUGAUAUGGACGAGCUGGUCAAGGGAAUGCGCAGCCUGCUCAGCGUCCUCGAGGCCAUGAAGCUCGACGUCGCCAACCACCAAAUCCGGUGCUUGCGGCCGAUGCUGAUCGAGGACACAGUUCACUUUGAGCAGCGCUUCUUCUAUAAGAAGAUCCAAGGCAACAAAAUGGAUGUCAGUGGGGCCCGGGCCUGGUAUGGCGAAGCGACACGGGCCUACUCUGACUCCGGGAAGCCUCAGCAAAACCGAGCCUUUGGUGGGACAGCCCCGUUCUUUGAGGCUCUCUCGAAGCUGAUCCUCCCCUCCACCGCGAAAGAGACUAUACCGACUACGUUCUUGUUCGACGAGGAGCGCAUCGUCAAGCUGCGCUCGGAUAUGCUCGACGCGAUUAAUCUCGAGGUCUGCAUGAGGCUCUACGACGACCUCGAGCGCGUCUCGCGGGUUCACUCCAUGACGCCCUCUUUUCCAGCGCCUACUUCAGUGCCUGCGUAUGUCAUGGAUGAGGACGCACCAUCACAUAGCAACAGAAAUUCUGGGGACUUCAGCUUCAUGGCCACUGCCUCGUCCAGGCCGUCCAGCCUGGCUCUAUCUGCCUGCGGCUCUACAGACUCGUCGCCUCGAAGCUCUGGUUACAUUGUGCUUCAGCCGCCCGCGGCCGCCGACACUCCAGAAGCGACAGCUGCGAAGGCCAACACCGUCUAUGACUCACUUGUUGCGCUGCUGAACACAGCACCGCAGAGCCAGAGGCCCCACCAGCGGUGGCAAGGCCUGGUCCCUUCGAUCGCCAUUCAGAUCUUCCGGUUCACGAAUGCACCGCAGGACUUCUUGCCCCAGUUUGAGGCCAAGCUCGCGCAGCACCUUGCGGAGAUGCGGUCAGAACUGUAUCAGGCGGUGGAGAAGCUGUUUUACGGCAAGAUUAUGGCAGAACUUAGCCGGCGAGUCAAAGAAUACAAGGAAUUGAGCGGUGUGGCCCUCUUCUCUGUCGCCACAGGCGGCCGUCUGGGAGGACAAGCCUCUGCGCGGCCGUGGGAGGACAACUCUGAGAUGGAGGGGAUGGAGACUGCGCCUGAGGCGAGGGAAGACACUGCCGUCGACGACAUGGCGGUUCGCCUGGCCCAUCUGGGUCUGUUGCACUGGAGGGUCUGGAGCGAGAUGGCGUAUCUGGGCCGCAUGGACGAGAUGGAUAUCGAGUAA